AUGAUUCCUUCCGUGUCAGCUCCUGGAAUACUGACUACAUCUGUUAAUCCCAAACUCCAGGUCAGUAAGGACUCCAGAGACACCACUGACUCAGAGGAGGCCCUGAUCUCUGAUGAUGGCCAAUAUCUUUAUAGAACAGCUGGUGGCUUCUCCAAGAGUGAUAAAGAAGAUGAUGAAGAUGACAGUGGAGAUGACACCUUCGGUGAUGAAGACAAUGGCCCAGGGCCCAAGGAGAGACAGGGAGGAGGAAACUCUGAACUAGGCAGUGAGGAGGAUUCUGCUGACAACACACAGUCCAGGGAAGACAGUGCCCAGGACACCACCAGUGACAGCAGGGAUCUUGACCAUGAGGGCGUGGUCCACAGCAGACCAGACAGCGAGAGUGAGGAGCACUGGGUGGGAGGCGGCAGUGACGGGGAGAGCAGUCACGGCGAUGGCUCUGAGUUUGAUGAUGAAGGAAUGCAGAGUGAUGAUCCGGACAGCAUCAUGAGCGAGAGAGUCAAGGCCAGAAUAAGCAGUGCUGGAGUCAGAUCAAAAGAAUCAAAUGGGGACAGCAGACAAGCGAGCACUCCAGAUGCAGGGCAGAGCCGAUCAGUGGAGUAUCCCCGUCGGAGGUUUUUCUGGAAGUCCCGCAUUUCCCAGGAGGAUGACAGGCAUGAGCUUGAGGACAGCAACACACAGGAGGAAGUUGAGGACUCCACAGAAAGCCCCGACUCCAGAGAUGCUGGCCUCAGCCGAUCCAGGGAAGACAGCAGGGAGAGUCAGUCCCAGGAGGACAGCAACAAUGAGCAAGACCCCAGCAGUGAGUCCAGUCAGGAGGCUGACCUGCCGUCUCAAGAAAGCAGUAGUGAGUCUCAGGAAGAGGGGCUGAGUGAGUCCAGGGGCGAUAAUCCAGACGCCACCACCAGCAGCACAGAGGAGGACAGCGACUCCAGCCAAGAGGACAACCUGAGCGUCCCCUCCAGCUCAGAAAGCCAAUCCAGAGAGGAGCAAGCCGACAGCGACUCCAACGAGAGCCUGAAAUCCUCAGAGGAGAGCCCGGAGACCACUGAGGAGGAGAACAGUUCCAGCCAGGAGGGCCUGCAGUCCCAGAGCGAGUCUGCUGAGAGCCCGAGCGAGGAAAGUCAGUCGGAGCAGGACAGCCAAUCUGAUGAAGGGGCUGGCAGUGACUCUCAGGAAAACAGCAAAUCCAAAGAAGACAGCAACUCUACUGAGAGCAUGUCGAGCAGUGAGGAAGACGGCCAGGCCAGAGGCAUGGACAUGGAAAGCAGAAAACUGACAGUUGACACUUACAACAACAAGCCCAUUGGCGACCAAGAUGACAAUGACUGCCAAGACGGCUACUAGCCUCAGCUUUCCCAAGGAGUGGCUCUCACAGAAAGGACUCUUUGGGGCUUGCAAGUAGGGAAACCAUUGUAAUUAUAAUUUAUUGGUGUUUUAAUCAGAAGAGACCGUUUCUUUUUGAAAGGAAUGCUGGACAUGAUACUUGUAACGAGUGUCACUAUCCCGUAGAAGUUUAAACAAUGCGGAAAAUGACACCACAACACCCUCAACAGGACUGGAAGCAAGGAAAGAGGUGCAUUAUAAUUCACAGCUGAAAUAGUUCAUAACUCAUUAAUCUGAUGAACAGUUACUGAGAUUUUUACCAGGGUACGUCAAAAAGUUUAUAAAUAAUGGAAUUCAGAGAUAAGUUCAUUAUGAUGCAAAAAUACUUGAAAUCUGAGCAUGUUUUUUUUUUUUUUUAAUCAUACAGUUUCCAUGAACUUUUUGAAGAUCCCUUAUGGGCAUGGGUUUCAAAAUGCUUUUGCACUCAAAUAAACUUAACUUUGAAUUCCAUUGUUCGCACACUUUUUGAAGUAGCCUCAUAUUGUGACCUGUGCUGGGUGCUGGGGACGUAGAGAAGCUGAAGCCACACUCCUUGCUUCUGAGGGGCUUACUGGGAAAUACCUAAAGUGAGGCGUUAAGGGGGGACACAUGUGAGGGAAGCCUUGUUGCAAUCCAGUGUGGUGAAUGCGAUAACUGAGGCACAGACCUGAUACAUAGGAGGGAAGAAGAAGGUGAUCAACUUUGGCCUGGGAAAUUCGGGUGGGUUUCACAGCAGAAUAGACACUGGAACUGGACAGUUGCAUAAAAUUUCCUUAUGGAAGACAGGAGAACUCUAUUUAUCCUUGAGAUAAGCAAUAGUUAAUUCUAUAUGAUUAGGUUUUUAGUUUGCGAAAGUACUUUCAAAUUAUAUCAUGGUGAGGUGUUUUGGAGGAACAAUUUUUAAAAAGUUAUUUCUGCUAUUCAGUGAUUUUUGUAGAACUCUCAUGAACUUUACUUCACUGACCAUUGAUAUGGAGCAUUGGGUAGAGGAGCGUUUGGGAAUGAAAUCCCUGUUCAAAUAGAGAACUUUCAGCUUUCCUUUUCCUAAAAUCAGUUUAUGUGCAAUGCUAGAAAACCUGUACCCUGAGAUCUUCGUGUGUGUUGCACCUAGAAAAAUUCUGUACAUAAUAUUCAAUUGAUUUUUGCCAAUUACUAUUUGAAAUGUUACCUCAAUAUAGAAUAUUUGUUUUGUA
Molecule: messenger RNA, 2558 nt
Organism: Oryctolagus cuniculus (rabbit)
Lineage: Eukaryota; Metazoa; Chordata; Mammalia; Lagomorpha; Leporidae
Source: RefSeq, a predicted model, not a curated record